Letharia columbiana is the source of this 486-nucleotide messenger RNA. RefSeq lists its product as uncharacterized. Bases 1 to 486 code for a protein of 161 amino acids. NCBI's taxonomy places the organism in Eukaryota, Fungi, Ascomycota, Lecanoromycetes, Lecanorales, Parmeliaceae. The record is from RefSeq and is a predicted model, not a curated record. The transcript has a single exon.
AUGCAGAACCUUCUCGGCGCUCUGGCCGGAAAAUGCCCGUCCCUCACAUCGCUGCACCUGCGCAAAGUAGGCGCGCGGGACCAAUUCGACUUCACCCCCGCCUGCUCCAGCAAAGAAAACGACAUCUACGCCGAAUGGGCCAUCUUCCUCGCCUCAGUGAAACCGACCCUGCAGUCCUUGACCUUUGAGCAAGGCGAGCGCCUGCUGCGCCGGGCCGACUGGGUACAGCCGCCCGUGCGGCCCAUGGAUGCGCUUUUCGGGGCUAGGAUUUUUCCGGUACUGGCGCGGGCAGGACGGUGGCCGGGGAUGAAGAAGGUGGUGGUUCGGGGUGUGCAAAUGUGGGAGGAGGAUGAUGGACAGGGAACUGGGGAGGUGGCGCUCGUGGAUGGGAGAGGAGAUUUGAGGAGUGCGUUUGGGUAUGGAGUGAGGGUUGUGAUGAAGAGGCGGGCGAGGGAAGCGGAUCAUUUGGGUAUGGGGUAUGGCUGA